Molecule: messenger RNA, 615 nt
Organism: Helobdella robusta
Lineage: Eukaryota; Metazoa; Annelida; Clitellata; Rhynchobdellida; Glossiphoniidae
Exons: 5
Coding region: 1-615 (204 amino acids)
Source: RefSeq, a predicted model, not a curated record
AUGACAUCACGUUUGAUUGAUAGCGAUUCAAACUUGGAAAGAACUUUAUACAGAUCAAUCCGCCUGCAACGCUUGGCCCUCCUAAAUAACCUCUCCCUACUGGUCAGACCCGUUCACGUGACCGACAUAAUGACGUCAUAUAAGUUAUUACGUCACCUUGACGCAGACGUCAAUGUCAAGGUUAAAAAAUUUGUGAUCGACCUUGAGAGUGCGCGUGACGUCCAGCUGAUGUUGUUGCAGAUUCAACGAGUCGGUAUGAACAGAGAUUUGUAUCACUAUUGCAUCGGCGGACUGUGGAUGGACGAGAUUGAUCUAACGUAUUUUAUAUUCGGCGGGGCUAAUAUAACCGGGUUCAACUUGAUUCUAAACAACAACAACAACAUCAACAACAACAACAACAUUAACAACAACAUCAAAAAAUUCAGCAAAGAAAAUUUCAAAGGCGGAAGCGAUAUAGCCAUAAACAACAGCAGCAUCAACAUCUACAACAACAACAACAUCAACAACAACAACAUCCACAACAACAACAACGACAAAACAUUCAAAUGUGGGACUCAACGCCAAUCUGCAAACAUCAAAAUGACGUCAAGCCCAAUGAAGAAGAUAUCCCACUAA